Molecule: messenger RNA, 393 nt
Organism: Telopea speciosissima
Lineage: Eukaryota; Viridiplantae; Streptophyta; Magnoliopsida; Proteales; Proteaceae
Product: glutaredoxin-C1-like
Exons: 1
Coding region: 1-393 (130 amino acids)
Source: RefSeq, a predicted model, not a curated record
AUGAUGCAUGUCGUGAAGGAAACAAGGAACACGAACCAAGUGGUGAGGAGAUUUCCGGUGGAACUGGUGAAGACGUAUGAGAAGAUGAGGAAGCUGGCUUCAGCCAAUGCUGUGGUGGUGUUCAGCAUCAGUAGCUGCUGCAUGUGCCACGUGGUCAAGAGCUUACUCUUUGGCCUUGGAGUAGGUCCCACUAUCGUGGAACUAGACGAGGAAAAGAACGGCAAGGAGAUGCAAGCCGUACUCUACGUCCUCGUCGGCGACGACCGCGAACAACCGGUGCCGGCAAUAUUCGUUGGCGGCAAAUUCUUAGGUGGGGUUGAGACCGUUAUGUCCUCUCAUAUUAAUGGAUCUCUUGUUCCUCUCCUCAAAGAAGCUGGUGCUCUCUGGCUCUGA